AAAGUAUAAUUCAGUCAGGAAGUGUUCAUUUCGUGCGGUUCAAGAAUAUUUUCCAAAAUGAACUACGCGGUUCCAAUAAAGCGCCAUAAGAGGAUCACAGAUUUUCAAAGGCAACGGAUGAUAUCCUUCAUGGAGGCUCAUCCGCACCUCCAAAAAGGCAAAUACGACCAUAAUUUCUCAAUGGAAGAUGCGCGUCGUUUGUGGCAGAAGCUGACGAACAUCCUCAAUGGGAUGGAUGGACCCAAGAAAACCUGGCUCUACUGGAGAAAGUCCUGGCACGAUAUGCAGUGCCUCCAGCGAAAGACCGGGAAGGCCUACAAAGAUACCCUUCCAUCAUACGGGGAAGGGACUUCAACUGCGGAUUACGGGGAUGACUCUAUCAUGGAAGAAGAUCCAAUACCGACUCAAAUUGGGGAGACAUCCGUAAGGAAGAUUUCUCCCCGAGGAGUUACUACCGUAGCUCGUCCAUCCCUGGCCAGAGGAGGGUCUGGGAAUGCCGUGAAGAAUGAAACAAUUGAGAAAGUUAUAAUGGCGGACGCUGACGACAACGUCGAGCACGAAUAUUACAAGAAAAAGCUGGAAUUGCUGGAGCGUCAGACCUUAGCCUUUGAGACUCAGGCUCAGGCACUCCAGAUCCAGGCUGAGACUCUCAUGGAACUCACGGAAACCGUCAAGAACUUGGCAACAGUCGUGGAAAAUAUGAAUAACAACCGUUAAAAAAAUGGCGUCAAUACCGUUCAAAUCUUAUUUUUGAACUAAGGUUAGAACAUUAAAAGCCGAUCUCCACAAAUUCGAUGUAAUUUCUAUAAUUCUUUCUCCGAAUUAAUAAAAAUUGAUGAA
Messenger RNA from Phlebotomus papatasi, 840 nucleotides. RefSeq lists its product as uncharacterized. Lineage: Eukaryota; Metazoa; Arthropoda; Insecta; Diptera; Psychodidae. Bases 58 to 717 code for a protein of 219 amino acids. The transcript has 2 exons. The record is from RefSeq and is a predicted model, not a curated record.